AUGAUCCUCUACAAGAAUAACGAUGCGCUUAUAUGCAAAAAUUUUGCCACAACUCUGCAAGGCGAGGCGCAAGACUGGUUUCACACUCUACCGCCGCAGUCAAUCCGGAGUUUCAACGAACUUUCCUUUGUUUUCACUAAGGAGUACUCGUCUAACCGCUCAAUCAAAAGGACAUCCGACCAUCUCUUCAGCACCGUAAAAGACCCUUGGGAGACAAUUCGCGACUAUGUCAAGAGGUUCAAAGCGGAGAAGGCCAAGAUUUUUAGCUGCAACGAGGACAUAGCAACGACAGCAUUUAGAAAUGGGCUUCCCAUCGAACAUCGUUUAUUCGAAAAACUGAUCAUGGGAGAAGAACUGACCCUAGCAGCUUUGUAUGCUUUGGCAGAAAAACAUGCACUAUGGGAAGAGACCAAGCAAUCUAACAAAAAUGAGUUGAAAAAAGAAGCACAUGGGAUGUUCCCUGACCAAAGAAGACUCAGCACCUCAAACAUUCACCAAGUUCAUAGUUCCAAUCGACCAAAUUCUCCGCAAGCUCAAGAACAAACCUUGGUUCGAACUGCCGCCACCUAUGAAAUGCGAUCUUACCAGGCUAGGUCAUACAAAGUAUUGCGCAUUCCAUCAAAGACCAGGCCACACUACCAACGGCUGCUUGAAGUGGAAGCAGUACUUUGA
Pyrus x bretschneideri (Chinese white pear) is the source of this 672-nucleotide messenger RNA. RefSeq lists its product as uncharacterized. The transcript has a single exon. Bases 1 to 672 code for a protein of 223 amino acids. The record is from RefSeq and is a predicted model, not a curated record. Lineage: Eukaryota; Viridiplantae; Streptophyta; Magnoliopsida; Rosales; Rosaceae.